AUCCCAAGUAAAAAUAAAGAAAAAAAGUUUUCUUUUUCUACUUUUAAAAUAUAAUAAAUAAAAGAGAUUUAAAGUGUUUUUAUUAUUAUUAUUUUUUAGUCCCACGCCACACGUAUGGUGUUUGCAUGCUUGUGGGGCAGUUCUCUCUUUCUUUCUCUUAGCAUCAAACAAACCGCGAAAAAAGCAAGCUAACAGCAAACAGAGAGAAGAAGAAGCGAGUUUCAGAGAGACGAAUAGAGAUCUAACGGACAUGGAUUAGACUUGCCAAGGAACAUCAAAACAUGCAGCUACUCAAAGAAUAAAGAACUUCUUGUUUCUUUCCCAAAUUCUGAAGAUAGUGGUUACUUUUUUAUGCACAAAUAUACUCAUCAGAUACAAGUAGUGAGACACAAAAAGCUUUAUACUAGCCAUCGCGUGUUUUAAUUGAUUGGAUUUUGGUCGAAUACAUCUGGUUCUUAGUUGGAUCAUCCUUAAUCAUUUGGAGGAUAUUAGUUUCUUAUGAUCAGAAUUAGAAAGUGGUAGUGUUACUGGAUUGAGCCAUGGCAGCUGUGUCGCAAGCAGAUUCUAAACGUAUGUAUUCCUGGUGGUGGGACAGCCACAUAAGCCCCAAAAACUCAAAAUGGCUUCAGGAGAAUCUUACAGAUAUGGACGUCAAAGUCAAACAAAUGAUUAAACUUAUUGAAGAAGAUGCAGAUUCCUUUGCAAGGAGGGCAGAGAUGUAUUAUGAGAAACGCCCAGAGCUUAUGAAAUUGGUUGAAGAAUUUUACAGAGCAUAUCGUGCCUUGGCCGAAAGAUAUGAUCAUGCAACUGGAGUGCUCCGUCAAGCACAUCGAACAAUGGCUGAAGCAUUUCCCAACCAAGUCCCUUUGAUGUUAACUGAUGAUUCACCCAUAGGUUCUGCUGAUAGCGAGCCAUGUACACCUGACAUGCCACCAAUACGUGCACUUUUUGAUUCUGAUGAAUUGCAAAAGGAUGCUUUGGGAAUCUCUACAUCACAUUCACCUGCUGUCAAGAAGCAUGGAGCUUUUACUGAAGAAUCUGAUUCUGUUCCUGGCAGAAGGGGUUUGAAACAGCUCAAUGAUUUGUUUGGGACUGGAGAAGGAAGGGCAAGAAAAGGCCUUAGUUUUCAUGAUGCGGAAGAGAAAUAUCAAGGUGUGCAAGACGAUGGCAAAAACGAUAUCAAGGCUCAAGUUCCAUCUGAUUCUGAGCUACUGAGUAAAGCUGAGCAGGAAAUUGUAACCUUGAAGAACAUUCUUGCUAAAUUAGAAGCUGAAAAGGAAGCUGGCCUACUUGAGUACCAACAGAGUUUGCAAAGAUUGUCUAAUCUAGAGUCAGAAGUCUCUUGUGCAAAAGAGGAUUCCAGCAAAGCUGAAGCAGAAGUUCAGACUUUGAAGGAAGCCCUCACUAAACUAGAGGCUGAAAGGGAAGCUAGUUUGCUUCAAUACCAGCACUGCUUGGACAAAAUAGCUUAUCUGGAGAACAAUAUCUCCAAUGCCCAGAAAGAUGCAAAGGAACUCAAUGAGCGUUCUUGUAAAGCUGAUAAAUUAGAAGCUGAAAAAGAAGAUAUUCUUCUUCAGUACAAACAGUGUCUAGAGAAGAUAACUUGUCUGGAGGGAAAAAUAUUGCAUGCUGAGGAAGAUGCCAGGAGGUUUAAUGAAUGUGCUGAUAAAGCUGAGAUGGAGGUUGAACGCUUGAAGGAAGUGCUAGCCAAGCUAACUGAAGAAAAGGAAGCUGCUGCUGUUCAGUACCAGCAGUGCUUGGAUACAAUUUCAAGCUUGGAGCAGAAACUUGCUUUUGUCCAGGAGGAGGCCCAAAGGCUUAAAUCUGAGUUAGAUGAUGGAGUUGUGAAGUUGAAGGGUGCUGAAGAAAAGUGUCUUCAGUUGGAGAGAUCAAAUCAGACUAUGCACUCUGAGUUGGAGUCUCUGGCACAGAAAAUGUCCGCUCAAAGUGAUGAACUUACAGAGAAGCAGGAGGAGUUGGGGAGACUGUGGACUUGCAUACAAGAAGAGCGCUUGCGAUUUGUGGAGGCUGAAACUGCUUUUCAGACUUUGCAGCAUUUGCACUCUCAAUCUCAGGAAGAACUCAGAUCUAUGGCUGCAGAGCUUCAGAACAGAGCUGAGAUUUUGCAGGACCUAGAAGUCUGUAAUCAGAGUUUACAAAAUGAAGUUGAGAAGGUCAAGAUAGAGAACAAAGGCCUAAGUGAAGUCAACUCAUCUUCAACUUUGACGAUACAAGACUUGCAAGAUGAGAUUUCAAACUUAAGGCAGACGAUAGGGAAACUUGAAGCAGAGGUAGAACUUCGACUGGACCAGAGAAAUGCUCUUCAGCAAGAGAUUUACUGUCUGAAGGAGGAAAUAAAAGGCAUUAACAAGAAAAACCAGGCUAUCAUGGACCAGGUGGAUUCAGUUGGCUUCAGUCCAGAGUGCCUUGGGUCAUCUGUGAAGGGUUUGCAGGAUGAGAACAUAAAGCUGAAAGAGGUUUGUGAGACAGAGAGAGGCCAAAAUGUUGCUCUUUUGGAAAAGCUGGAGAUCAUGGAGAAACUUGUAGAGAAAAAUGCUCUUUUAGAGAAUUCAUUAUCAGAUUUGCACGUUGAGCUAGAAGGGGUGAGAGAGAAGGUACGGGCAUUAGAAGAAUCCUGUCAAUCUCUCAUAGAAGAGAAAUCCACUCUUGUUUCUGAGAAAUCCACAUUAGUUUCUCAUUUACAGAUUGCAACUGAUAAUUUGGAGGAACUUGCAGAGAAGAAUACCAUUCUGGAGAGUUCCCUUCUCGAUGCAUAUGCUGAAAUUGAGGGAUUGAGGGAAAAAUCAAAGAGCAUACAAGAUUUAUAUAUGUUGCUUGACAAUGAGAAGUCUGAUUUAGUUACUGAGAAAGGAAAUUUAGUUUCUCAGUUGGACGUCACUCAGAAAAGAUUGGAAGAUUUGGAGAAAGUUUACAGAGAUUUAAAAGAGAAAUACUCAGCUUUGGAUAAAGAGAGAGAAUCCACACUUCAUGAAGUAGAAGAAUUACAUGUUCACUUGAAUGCUCAAAAGCAGGAACGUGCUACUCUUGCCCAGUUGAGUGAGUCUCAAUUGGCUGGUAUGGCAACAAGGAUACGUAUGCUACAAGAAGAAGGCCAGUGCAUAAAGAAAGAACAUGAAGAAGAACUGGACAAAGCCUUUUAUGCUCAGACUGAGAUUUUCAUUUUGCAGAAAUGUGUGCAAGAUCUGGAAGAACAUAAAUUUUCCCAUUUCCUUGAGUGUCAAAAAUUCCUGGAGGCGUCUAAACUGUCAGAGAAGCUGAUUUCUGAACUGGAGCUUGAAAAUCUUGAACAACAAGUGGAAAUGAAAUCUUUGUAUGAUAAAAUUGAUGUGCUAAGAGUUGGGCUUUAUCGGGUGCUGAAAACUCUUGAACUUGAUGUGAAACAGGGGUGCGAAGACAAGGCUGAGCAAGAUCAAAUGCUUUUGAGCCAUGCACUUGACAAGCUUCAAGAAACACAAAGAUUUCUCUUUGAGAUGCAAGAUCAAAAUCAACAGUUGGUCGUUGAGAAUACAGUUCUUGUUACUCUGCUUGGGCAACUGCAAAGAGAGGUGGCAAAUCUUAUGACAGCUAAAAGCAGUCUUGAUCAGGAGUUGGCAUGCAGGUCAGAGCAGUUCUUCAUUUUGCAUGGUGAGAGCCAAAAACUUGCAGAGGUUAAUGAAGAAUUGAGAUCGAAGAUAAUAGACGGAGACCACAAAGAGGAAUCUUUGAAGGUUGAGCUAAAGACUCUGCACGGACAGCUCUUAGAUUUGCAAGGGGAUUACCAGAAUUUACAGAAGGAGAAUUGCAAGAUGGUUGACGAGCAACGAUUGCUGAUGAAGUCAAUCUCAAACUUGAGAGAAGAGAAAUGUAAUCUAGAAGAUGAGAACUGUGCCAUUUUUGCUGAAACAGUGUCUCUAAGUACCAUUUCUCUGAUUUUCAGGGAUAUAAUCUCUGAAAAAUUUUUGGGAAUGAAGGAGCUUUGUGAAAAUCUGGAUAAACUUCACCAUGUCAAUAAUGGCCUUAAUGAGAAGGUGAAGAUAAUGGAGGGGAAGUUAUUGGAGCUUAGUGCAGUAAAAGAUGAGAAAAGAGAGUUGCAUAAAAUGGUGGAGGAGUUGAAGUGCAAGUAUGAUGAGGUUGAGUUGAUCCGAGCAGAUCUUGAUAAGGAGUUGGCAUGCAGGUCAGAGCAGUUCUUCAUUUUGCAUGGUGAGAGCCAAAAACUUGCAGAGGUUAAUGAAGAAUUGAGAUCGAAGAUAAUAGACGGAGACCACAAAGAGGAAUCUUUGAAGGUUGAGCUAAAGACUCUGCACGGACAGCUCUUAGAUUUGCAGGGGGAUUACCAGAAUUUACAGAAGGAGAAUUGCAAGAUGGUUGACGAGCAACGAUUGCUGAUGAAGUCAAUCUCAAACUUGAGAGAAGAGAAAUGUAAUCUAGAAGAUGAGAACUGUGCCAUUUUUGCUGAAACAGUGUCUCUAAGUACCAUUUCUCUGAUUUUCAGGGAUAUCAUCUCUGAAAAAUUUUUGGGAAUGAAGGAGCUUUGUGAAAAUCUGGAUAAACUUCACCAUGUCAAUAAUGGCCUCAAUGAGAAGGUGAAGAUAAUGGAGGGGAAGUUAUUGGAGCUUAGUGCAGUAAAAGAUGAGAAAAGAGAGUUGCAUAAAAUGGUGGAGGAGUUGAAGUGCAAGUAUGAUGAGGUUGAGUUGAUCCGAGCAGAUCUUGAUCAGGAGUUGGCAAGCAGGUCAGAGCAGCUCUUGGUUUUGCAUGGUGAGGGCCAAAAACUUGCAGAGGUUAAUGAAGAAUUGAGAUCGAAGAUAAUAGAGGGAGACCACAAAGAGGAAUCUUUGAAGGUUGAGCUAAAGACUCUGCACGGACAGCUCUUAGAUUUGCAAGGGGAUUACCAGAAUUUACAGAAGGAGAAUUGCAAGAUGGUUGAUGAGCAAAGAUUGCUGAUGAAGUCAAUCUCAAACUUGAGAGAAGAGAAAUGUAAUCUAGAAGGUGAGAACUGUGCCAUUUUUGCUGAAACAGUGUCUCUAAGUACCAUUUCUCUGAUUUUCAGGGAUAUCAUCUCUGAAAAAUUUUUGGAAAUAAAGGAGCUUUGUGAAAAUCUGGAUAAACUUCACCAUGUCAAUAUUGGCCUUAAUGAGAAGGUGAAGAUAAUGGAGGGGAAGUUAUUGGAGCUUAGUGCAGUAAAAGAUGAGAAAAGAGAGUUGCAUAAAAUGGUGGAGGAGUUGAAGUGCAAGUAUGAUGAGGUUGAGUUGAUCCGAGCAGAUCUUGAUCAGGAGUUGGCAAGCAGGUCAGAGCAGUUCUUGGUUUUGCAUGGUGAGAGCCAAAAACUUGCAGAGGUUAAUGAAGAAUUGAGAUCGAAGAUAAUAGAGGGAGACCACAAAGAGGAAUCUUUGAAGGUCGAGCUAAAGACUCUGCACGGACAGCUCUUAGAUUUGCAAGGGGAUUACCAGAAUUUACAGAAGGAGAAUUGCAAGAUGGUUGAUGAGCAAAGAUGGCUGAUGAAGUCAAUCACAAACUUGGGAGAAGAUAAAUGUAAUCUAGAAGAUGAGAACUGUGCCAUUUUUGCUGAAACAGUGUCUCUAAGUACCAUUUCUCUGAUUUUCAGGGAUAUCAUCUCUGAAAAACUUUUGGAAAUGAAGGAGCUUAGUGAAAAUCUGGAUGAACUUCUCCAUGUCAAUAAUGGCCUUAAUGAGAAGGUGAAGAUAAUGGAGGGGGUGUUAUUGGAGCUUAGUGCAGUAAAAGAUAAGAAAAGAGAGUUGCAUAAAAUGGUGGAGGACUUGAAGUGCAAGUAUGAUGAGAUUGAGUUGAUACGAGCAGAUCAAGAAAAGCAGAUCAUUAAACUGUCUGGAGACUGUUAUGAACAAACUAAGGAGGUAGAAUGCAUUCAGGAAGCAAAUCGGAAAUUGGAGACUGAACUGGGGAAAUUGAAUGGAGAACUUUUAGAAAAUAAGAUCAGGGAGGAAAGUUUGAAUUGUGAACUGCAAAAAAGAAGAAAUGAGGUAGAAUGGUGGGAGUCUCAGGCUGCUGCACUUUUUGGCGAACUGCAGACAUCUGCUGUCCAACAAGCACUGUAUGAAGGAAAGGUUCAUGAGCUCAUUGAAACAUGUGAGAGCCUUGAAGGCAGAAAUUGUUUGAAAGCUAGCGAGAUUGACCAGAUGAAAGAAAGAGUAGGCACCGUGGAACAUAAGAAUGAAGAACUAAGGUCUCAGAUGACUUCAUAUGUCCCAGCUUUCAUUUCUUUGAUGGAUUGUAUAGCAUCUCUGGAAAAUCAUACUCUCUCACAUGCAAAACUUCAUGAAAUUCACAAGAAGGAAGCCAAGGAUGCCCCCUUUGCGGUGGAUGCUGAAAGUUGUCAACAGAUUAGCGAUGAUCAAAUUAGCGUGGGGCCAGGUGGACUUUUGGACUUGCAGGGUUUGCAAAUGAGGAUUAUAGCUAUUGAAGAAGCUGUAAAAGAAAGGGAGAGACUAGUUAUUCUGGAAAACUCUAAUGCUAAUUCCAAACUUGCUGAUGCAAUUAGACAGAUUGAAGAGUUGAAAUCCAUAAGCAACUCAAAUGAAGAAGCUAUUGAAUCAAGCAAGCAUAGGAAUCAAAAUCCAGAGGACAAGGAACUGGGAUCCGAGGCUUAUGGUAAUCUCGGGCUUCAGAAGCCAAUACAUGAAACUUCUGAAGAGAGGACUGAAGUGAUGACGAAAGACAUAAUGCUUGAUCAGACAUCCGAGUGUUCAUCAUACGGGAUCAGCAGAAGGGAGACUGGAGAAGCUGAUAAUCAGAUGCUUGAAAUAUGUGAAUCCACUGACCGGAAUGACAGUAUUGACCUUACUGUUGGAAAGGCUCAGAAGGAGACUGCUGCAUCGACUGAGAACAAGGAGGAUCCUUCUAUGGAAUCAAUGGUUGAGAAGCAUGUUAGUGUGGACAAGUUGGAGAUCUCAAAGAGAUUGUCAGGGUCUCGUCAAGAAGUGAAUGAGAGGAAAAUUCUAGAAAGACUUGAUUCUGAUGCACAAAAGUUAACUAAUCUUCAAAUAACCGUGCAAGACAUGAAGAGGAAGGUGGAGAUCACAGAUAAGAACAAGAAGGGAAAAGGUAUUGAAUAUGAUAGCGUGAAAGGGCAGUUGGAAGAGUCUGAGGAGGCGAUAACGAAGUUGUUUGACGUGAAUCGCAAAUUAAUGAAGAGCAUUGAAGAUGAACCAUUGUCCAUUGAUGAGAAAUCUGCAUUGGCAUCGGAUGAGAAUGGAAGUGUCAGAAAGAGAAGAAUUUCGGAACAGGCAAGAAGAGGGUCUGAAAAGAUUGGGCGGUUGCAGUUGGAGGUGCAGAAACUGCAAUUUCUUUUGUUGAAACUUGAUGAUGAAAACAAAAGCAGAGGAAAAACCAAAAUUGUAGAACGAAAUACAGGGGUUCGACUGCGAGACUAUCUGUAUGGUGGGACGAGAACAAGCCAGAAGAGAGAGAAAGGGCAUUUCUGUGCAUGUAUGCAACCUCCAACCAAAGGGGAUUGAGGAAAAUCACAUUCCAUCGGCAUAAAAUUGGUGUAGCUCUAGCUCAAGGUUAAAUUAAGACAUUAAGUUGUUUUGUGCAUAUUUUUUCUUAGAGAUCUUCCAUAGACUUGAAUAUUAUCCCUGUUUGCAUAAGAGAGGAAUCGACUACUCUUUAGCCUAGAGAUCCUAUUGUACACGACGGGCGUGUUUCAGGCAGCCUUAGUAGAGCUUCUUUCGCUUA
Molecule: messenger RNA, 7710 nt
Organism: Hevea brasiliensis (rubber tree)
Lineage: Eukaryota; Viridiplantae; Streptophyta; Magnoliopsida; Malpighiales; Euphorbiaceae
Product: protein NETWORKED 1D-like
Exons: 5
Coding region: 540-7490 (2316 amino acids)
Cellular component (GO): plasma membrane
Molecular function (GO): actin filament binding
Source: RefSeq, a predicted model, not a curated record